Geodia barretti is the source of this 219-nucleotide messenger RNA. Lineage: Eukaryota; Metazoa; Porifera; Demospongiae; Tetractinellida; Geodiidae. The record is from the annotation of a GenBank genome assembly.
AUGGCCCCGCUUCCCAAGAAAAAACACACGCGAGCCCGCAAAGGCAAUCGAGCAGCACACCACGCAAUCGGUUUGCCGACGCUCGUUCACUGCUCGCGGUGUGACACUCGUAUUCCUCCGCACCGCGUGUGUCCGGAAUGCGGUAACUACAAAGGACGAACCGUCAAAGGAAACUGGCCGAACGCCGACGUUUACAACGUUGACGUUGUCGAUGCAUGA